Molecule: messenger RNA, 1056 nt
Organism: Penicillium canariense
Lineage: Eukaryota; Fungi; Ascomycota; Eurotiomycetes; Eurotiales; Aspergillaceae
Exons: 2
Coding region: 1-1056 (351 amino acids)
Source: RefSeq, a predicted model, not a curated record
AUGGAGUCCACGAAGAAUGAUCUAAACUAUCAACUCCCCAAGGAUGCGGCCGUGAAUGACCACAAACACUAUCGGCUCUCCAACGACCAGAUCGAACACUUCAUGCGGCAUGGAUACGUCCGCCUGAGCAACUGCUUCUCCCGGGAGAAGGCAGCCGAGUGGACGGCAGAUGUGUGGACACGGCUCGGCUACUCCCCGACAGACAAGUCAACCUGGGCCACCGAACGCAUCCAUAUGCCCCAGCACAAGGAGGAACCCGUUCAAACCUUCGCCCCCAAAGCAUGGGCUGCCAUCUGCGAGCUGCUCGGCGAGGACCGCGUGGCGGCGCCCUCGGCCACCUGGAACGACGCCUUCAUCCUCAAUCUUGGCACGGAGGAGUCGCAAGGCAAGUGGCUCCAUCCGGCUGAUUUGGACGGCUGGCAUGUGGAUGGCGACUUUUUCAUCCAUUUCCUUGAUUCGCCGGAGCAAGCGCUGCUGGUCAUUCCCUUAUUCACCGAUAUCAAGGAACAUGCGGGUGGCACCAUGGUCUGUUCUGAUGCCAUCAAGAAGAUAGCCCAGCAUCUGUAUGACCAUCCGCACGGUGUCUCCCCAUACAUGGUUCCCCGUGGUCAGCCCGAUGACCAGAGUGGUGACUUCUACGACGAUGUCGUCCAAGGAUGCCAUGAGUUUCAUGAGAUGACCGGCAACGUGGGAGAUGUGAUUCUGCUUCAUCCGUUGAUGGUCCAUUCGGCUUCGGUCAACAGUCUGAGGAUCCCGCGCAUCAUCACCAACCCACCAGUCUCGUUGAAUGCGCCAUUUAAUUUCGAUCGCAACGAUUCGAGCCAUUACAGUAUUGUAGAGAGGAAGACUCUCCGUGAGCUGGGGAAAGAUCGCUUGCGCGGCUGGAAAAUCCAGGGUGGCAGGGAGUAUAUAACUCCCGAGCGAUUGAAGGCCCAGGAGCAGAUGAAGGAGCAGGAGUUGGAACGACUCACAUCAGCCUCCGUUCCCCCUGAGGUUCCUCUUGGCACCAAGCCGGGUCAAACUGCGCGGCGACGAGAUAAAUGCAGCCUCAUGUGA